Molecule: messenger RNA, 1605 nt
Organism: Dermacentor albipictus
Lineage: Eukaryota; Metazoa; Arthropoda; Arachnida; Ixodida; Ixodidae
Gene: CSN3
Product: COP9 signalosome subunit 3
Biological process (GO): ubiquitin-dependent protein catabolic process
Cellular component (GO): COP9 signalosome
Source: RefSeq, a predicted model, not a curated record
UAUCCAUCUAGCUGUAGCUGUCAUGAACUGCUGCAUGUGAAUGGAUUGCGAACUUUCGAGGAGGGCCUUGUUGAUGUCCCGCAUCCGGCUUUGUUGAUGCUACCGCCUGAAUUUCACCCAUCAAGUAACUGAAAAUCUCUUCAAAAUGACUAGCCCUCUCGAGCAGUUUGUUGUGAACGUCCAAAACAUGUCCUCUAGUGGGAGCUUUUCCCAACUGUAUACUUUUAUAAGCAAAAGCAGUGAGAUGCUAGUACGAAACGCGUCUCACUUGGAAGACGUACUAGCGACAUUGGAUCUUCAGAAGCACUCACUGGGAGUGCUUGCAAUUCUCUGUGUCAAGUUCAGCGUAACCAACGCUGCUGACUUUGACGUGCUUUAUGCACAAGUCCAGGAGUUCAUCCUAGGUUGUAACGGUGAACAAGUCCGGUGCGCGACGGACACCUUUGCAGAGCUUUGUCAUCUUCUUACGCAGUCCCUCGUCGAAAGGCAACAGCCAAUGCGUGGAAUCCAUCUCCUCACGUGUGCGAUCACUAAGAUUCAGCUGCUACCUUCACAGCUGACAUCCAUCCAUGCUGACCUAUGCCAGCUCUGCCUUCUAGCCAAGUGCCUGAAGCCAGCUCUCCAGUUCCUUGAUGUUGACAUAACUGAUAUCAGCCGAGAGAAUGACCAGUAUGAUGCAAAGCACUUUCUGCUUUACUACUACUAUGGCGGGAUGAUAUAUGCUGCCUUAAAAAACUAUGAACGGGCUCUCUACUUUUUCGAAGUGGCCAUUACCACAACCAGCAUGGCAGUGAGUCACAUUAUGCUUGAAGCUUACAAGAAAUAUAUUCUGUUGGCACUGAUCUUGUAUGGAAAGGUCCCCACUUUGCCCAAGUACACAUCUCAAGUGGUCACCAGGUUUAUCAGGCCAUUGAGCCAACCAUACUUGGACCUUGCUUCAGCUUAUACUUCCAAUAAUCCGGAUGAAGUCAGGGCUGUCCUCACCAAGCAUGCUGAGACUUUUUCUCGGGAUAACAACACAGGUCUGUCAAAGCAGUGUCUGGCUUCACUUUACAAGAAAAACAUUCAAAGGUUGACCAAGACAUUUCUGACUCUGUCUUUGACAGACAUGGCAAGCAGAGUGCAGCUGCUGGGAACUGGGGAUGCAGAAAGGCACAUACUGAACAUGAUUGAAGAUGAGGAAAUUUUUGCAUCAAUUAAUCAGAAGGAUGGUAUGGUGGUCUUUGUGGACAACCCAGAGAAGUACAACACACCAGUCAUGUUCAAGAGGCUCGAGGAGGAGAUGAGAAAGUUUAUUCAGCUCAAUGAUAAAUUGAAGCAAAUGGACCAGGACAUAGCCACAGACCCCAAAUAUAUUCAAAAGUGUUCGGGACAGCAAGAUGAUGAUCAGCCAGGCAGCUCCGUUGGAAGUAGCAAGCUGCCCACAUUCUCCAUGUGAAUGCUUUGUGGCACCGAGUUUGUGUUUGCCAGCUUCUCAUUUUUCAUAUUGGUGUGUGCUGUGCAAGUGCGUGAGCAAAUCCCUGUGUUCAGGCAGAAGGUUGACAGAGCAAGCAACUAACAUUGGUGCUUCAUCCUUCAGAAGACAAAUAAAGCUGUGAGGCAUCA